AUGAAGGACGCUCUAAUCGUCGGGCAUAGACUGGCAGAGGUGCUUCCCCGGACAGACAAGUACUGGUUCCAGGUGCCCCAUUUGCUGCAACUAAACCUCAUAUUGCUGGUGCCGUUGCUUUCGAGCAGUGUUGCUGGGUACGAUGGAUCUUUGAUGAACGGCCUUCAAGCAUUACCCCAACAGUGGCAGAAUUACUUCGGCAACCCAAAAGGCGCUCUUCUUGGGCUGGUCAACGCUGCUCAGUCGAUCGGUUCCGUUGUUGCUUUGCCAAUCGUGGGAUCAUGCUCUGAUCGAUUCGGUCGCAAGAAAGUCCUACUCGCUGGGAUCCUCGGUGUCAUGCUAGCGACGGCCAUACAAGCGACAGCAGGCACAUUGGAGCAAUUUGUCGUGUCAAGAUUCGUUGUCGGAGCUGCGGGCAUGUUUGCUGCACAGCCGAGCCCACUUCUACUGGCUGAACUGGCCUAUCCGACGCACCGCGGGAAGUAUACGUCUGCAUACUGGACUCUGUACUACCUCGGGGCAAUUCUGGCAAGUUGGACGACGUUCGGGACGCAAUCUUACAAUUCAAGCUGGUCGUGGAGAAUACCCACCAUCCUCCAAGCAGGCUACCCUGGUGUUCAACUUGGAUUCUGGUACUUCCUCCCGGAAAGCCCUCGAUGGCUGGUCUCGAAAGACCGCAACAGUGAAGCCUUGGAUAUUUUGUCCAAGUACCAUGCCGAUGGCGACUCACAGAGUCCACUGGUCGUUCGUGAGAUGGCAGAGAUCGUUGAAGCCAUUGGUAUGGAGCGAGCAGCGAAAGCAACAGGCUGGAGUAACCUGAUUGCCACUCCAGGAAACAGGAAACGACUGUUCAUCGCUGUUUCCCUUGGAGCGAUGGCUCAAUGGAACGGCAUUGGCGUUGUGUCAUACUAUCUAACCCUGGUCUUGGACACCGUUGGGAUCACGGAUCCAUUCAUGCAAACUCUGAUCAAUGGAUUGCUACAGAUCUUCAACUUCGCGGCGGCUCUAAGCGCAGCAUUCAUGGUAGAUCGGGUCGGUCGUCGAACACUUUUCAACUUCUCUGGGGUGGUGAUGUUGUUCUCGUACAUCGUGUGGACAGCAUGUUCAGCGGUGAAUGACAAGACCGGAUCCGAGGCGGCAGGGAUCGUGGUCAUCGUGUGUUUCUUCGUAUUCUACUUUGGGUACGACUGCAGUUUCACGCCGCUCUUGAUGUCCUACCCCACAGAGAUCUUCCCGUACUCCAUCAGGUCCAAAGGAUUGACCUGCGAGCUCUUGUCGAUCUACUGCUCCCUCGUGAUAGCAGCUUUUGUCAAUCCGAUCGGUCUCGAGAAUAUCGGAUGGAGAUAUUACAUCGUCUUUUGCUGCCUGCUGGUCGUCUUCCUGGCCGUGACUUACUUCACGUUUCCAGAGACUCGUGGCUAUAGCCUUGAAGAAAUUUCUGAGGUCUUCGACGGUCCCCACUCAAUUCCAGGAGUGGAUACUAAGGACGAUGAGAAACAUGCUGGAUUUAAGGAGCACGUGGAAGAGUAUGUAGAGAUGGUCUAG
Zymoseptoria tritici IPO323 is the source of this 1545-nucleotide messenger RNA. RefSeq lists its product as uncharacterized. Gene Ontology annotation, cellular component: membrane. The record is from RefSeq and is a predicted model, not a curated record. NCBI's taxonomy places the organism in Eukaryota, Fungi, Ascomycota, Dothideomycetes, Mycosphaerellales, Mycosphaerellaceae. The transcript is spliced from 5 exons. Gene Ontology annotation, biological process: transmembrane transport; carbohydrate transport. Gene Ontology annotation, molecular function: carbohydrate:proton symporter activity. The coding region runs from base 1 to 1545 and encodes 514 amino acids.